This is a messenger RNA of Porites evermanni, 4040 nucleotides long. The record is from the annotation of a GenBank genome assembly. NCBI's taxonomy places the organism in Eukaryota, Metazoa, Cnidaria, Anthozoa, Scleractinia, Poritidae.
AUGAGGAUAUUUUCUGGAAUCCAGCCAACAGGAACUAUGCACAUUGGGAACUACCUAGGAGCAAUCAAAAAUUGGGUUUCACUUCAGGAGGAAAGUGAAGGUGCUGUAAUAUAUAGCAUUGUAGACCUGCACUCCAUUACACUCCCUCAAGAUCCUGCCAGUCUGCGACAAAGUAUCAGAAAUAUGGCAAUUUAUCUUCUGGCUUGUGGAGUUGAUCCUGUAAAAAGCAUCCUCUUCCAGCAGUCUCAGGUAAGCCUAUAUGAUUAGAGAUUUCAGAGUGCCAAUUCCAACACUCAGUCUAACAUUAACUAGAUGGCCCUGUUAUGACAGCGACUACACCAUACAUCAGAGGUACCUCUGAAACUAUCGUACAUAUACUACAAAUUACCUUACAACAUGCACGUUGCACACAAACCGAUAACCACUUUACGACGACUUCUUACUAAUGUCAAGAACAAAGACAGACUGGAGGACAGACAGGGAGCAGUACUAUACAAGUCCAAAUGCUGCGACUGUUAGGCUACUUACACUUGUGAGACCGGCAGAAACCUUAGCACGCGACUGAUUGAACACAAAUGAGUGACAAGAAAUGGUGAUGUCAACAAUCACAUUGCUGAACACCAUUUACAGGUGAAACAUUAAAUUGACUGGGACUCUGCAACAUGCAUAACAUAUUCUACAGACUACUAUCAAUGACUCACUUUAGAAAGCUGGUUUACAAACUUAGAACAAAUGCCACUGAAUUGCAGUCAACAAUUACCAGCACCAUACAAAAGACUUAUUGAUGGACUCAAACAAAACUGACAAUGACAGAAUGACUGAUAAGCGACAAGUUGACUCACAAUAAAUGACUGUCCAACUGUGACAAAAAGAUGGAUCGAAAUGCACCAAUGACAUUUGAGAGUCUUUUUAGCCCAUAACAUCACAGCUUAACUGACAAGUGACCAACAACACUGCGACUUAAUUGAUCGGUCAGGUCAACGACCAGAGUUUAAUACCAUCAACCUACGAGAUACAACUCACUUUGACUCUGAAGAUGACUACAGCACAGGUUGUUGAAACAUCCCUCACUGUCAACAACAGGACUACAUUCACCUGAACAAUCAUACUUUUCGAUAGCAAACCAGGAAGCUGUCAGCCAAUCUGCGGCAUUAUUAUUGCGAAUAAAAGGUAUAGCUUUGCAAAAGCGGCCCUUGUUCGUUCUAUUCGCGCUAGUGGGAAGAACCGCCGCCAUCUUGGAUUUAGCAUUGUUAUGCGCAGUACAGGGUGCGCAGUGCAAAACAAGGGAAUUACCUUAAGGAAUGACUCAUGCAGGCUUCAGACCUUUCACAUUUUCAUUGUAACUGCUGAGAACUGUUGUAGGUCAGCUGAAAGUGCAAGCAAAUUCUCAGCUGGUGGAGCAAGAAAAAGGCUUCCAAAUUCUUCUUCUCUCUCUCUCUCUUAAUUUAUUCCCUUGCCUGUAUCUCUGAGAGCUUGCUUUCAAGCUUCUGGCAAUAAUCAUUCAAGCAGUAUUGGGAUACCACUCUAUUCUCUGUGUGCUUCAAUACAUUAAUCUCAGAAUUCUCCCUACACUGUAAUUUCUGCCCCCAAACAUUAAAAAAGAUGCUUCUGUCAAUGCAGGAUAAUCAUUAGUUUCAGAGCCUUUAAGGAUUGCAUUGCCGACCAUCUAUUUAGGACUUUAAAAAACUUGAAUUCCAGCUGGUCAUUUUGGCAAGCAGCUCUCACAUUUAACUUUAACCUGGGGCCACUUCCUACUCAUCUUCGUUAAUGAUUUUGUCAGAGGAUGACUUGGACCUUUGGCCAUUGGAAAAGUGAGCUUUAAAAGUUACUUGCCCAGCAAGAAAGUCCACAUGUCCCAGGCUACAGACCGGAUAGGACUUUCUUCAGGCUCUGCAUCUCUCCUUAUAUUUUGUUUCAUUGUAUAAAAGGUAUCCCAGCAUGCAGAGUUGGCUUGGAUUUUAGGCUGCAUGGCUCCCACAGGGUUUUUAAAUCGCAUGCACCAGUGGAAGGUAAUAUGUGGCCAUUAUUUCAUUGAUCAUUUAAUGUGACUAAAUGUAAUUUAGGCAAACCUAAACUCAAACCAAUAAUGCUGGUCAGCAGUUUCUACAAUUUUGCAUGGGGUGGCUCCUAUACUCUGAGAAAGCACACCUUGUGACUUGUAUACACAGUUGCUUGAUUGGAGUUCUACUCAAAGUGUCUUUUUCUAUAUAUAGUUUUUUGUUUCUUGUUUGCCGUUUUAGUGCUGUGUUUCUCCCAACCCUUCUCCAUGUUUAGUAAGGGGAUUGAUAAGUGUUAGUCGGUAAGUAUUCCACUAAGCAAUUCAGUAUGAUGGUGCCUGGUGGAGGCUGCUCGCAGCAUUGCCAUGGAUACCUCCUUUCUCAUGCUAGAGAAUUGCCAUGUACAUGUAGACACCCUCACCCAAGCUCAUCUAUUGAUGAUGAUUUUAAUCUGAAAACACGCCUUUUCAAAUCUUUUUGACUUUGUUUUCCAAUUUUUUUUUCAGACAAAAGGAAAUGAAAACAAGGAACAAAGUUGCUUAGGACUCUAUUCCUACCCUGUUUUAAUGGCAGCCGACAUUCUCCUUUACAAGUAACCUUGAUCAUUGUGAAUUUGCAAAGUUAGACAUAAUUCUCAUUUUUAUCUGUCAAGUGAACAUCUAUACCUGCCAACUUUCAUGCAUUAUGCGUGAUUCUUGUGCCUGCCGACUAAAGACAUUGAUCUCUGCCACACAUCAAGGGCACUUUCUCAUGCCUUAACCAAUAUUCAAAUUCAAUUUCCCCAGAUAUUCCAAAAAGGCACUUAACAUUGACUUUGUGUCCUAACUGUAUCACAUUAUGCUAAUAUUGUCUCCUUUUAAAUAGCUUAAGAAGUGCUCAGAGAUCAUUGGAACAUCUUCGGGGUAAUGUUCAGAAAUAUAUUCGGAAGUGGGCGGUACACUUUUGGAGAUCCCAAUCGUCACAAGAGAAAAAUCUCAUUCACCUGACUCAGAAAAAGUUGGCAGGUAUAACUGAGUGGGAAUUCUGACAGACAUUUAUUUAUUAACCAUUUACCUUCAGAGCCACACAUGUUCCAAUUGGAGAAGACCAACUUCAGCACCUGGAACUUGCCAGAGAACUUUGCCGACUGUUUAACAACAAAUAUGAAGACUUUUUUCCUAUUCCCAAGGCUAUACUAGGUAAAGCAUUUAUGCCUGUUAUCUGUGAACGAGCUAUUUAAUGAGAAUGCUCAGGUCCUGUGUCUGACAGGAAAUGAUUUGCGUGAGAAAACAGCUGUGGCCAGCCUGUAGCACACGUGUGAAACCAAGCUUUGCCAUGCUACACAAUUAAGUUCAACUUGACGUCUGAAACCAAAUCGUGCUAUAGUUGUGCUAGAGUCAUGUUGAACUCGAACCGGCUUAAAACAGUGGUAGCGUGACGUUUGACACAGGCCUGAAAUUUUUGUGACUACCACUGGUUUCCCCGCGAAAUGGGAACAAGCGCAGAAAUUCCAUACUGACGAGUGUCACUACUCAGAUAUGGGUAGUGCUUCUGAUUGGUUAAAGCAAAUUUCCCUCACGGUACCAUUAUUUUCCACUUCUUUCUGCAGGUAACUUUAAACGUGUGAUGAGCCUUAGAGAUGCCACAACAAAAAUGAGUAAAUCAGAUCCCCAGGAAAUGUCCAGGAUUGAAUUGUCAGAUUCACCAGAUACCAUAAAGACAAAGAUACAAAAAGCAACAACAGACUCUGAAAAACAUAUCAGUUAUGAUCCACAAAACAGACCAGAAAUGUCAAAUCUUAUAAACAUUUAUGCGGAAUUUAGUGGCUUGUCACAUCAACAAGUCUGCGACAGAUAUCAAAACAUGGAGAAGUGCAAAAAAGCUUUCAAAGCAGACUUGACAGAGUUAAUAGCAUCCGAGCUCAGCUUUGUGCGAGAUAACGUUAGCACAAUUCAACAGGAUGGGAGCUAUGUUGACAGUGUUCUGAGUACUGGGGCUGAGAGAGCACGAAACAUUGCUGAAGCGCACUUGCGAGAAAUUAGGCAAAUGAUCGGCCUUAGAUAG